CGCGCAUGCGUCGAGUAUAAAAUCAAUGCGUGUGUCAUCCUAUUUGUUUCAUUGAAAAACUACGGUCAUAUUAAACGUUACUUCCUUUUCGACUGUCUUUCGCUUAAAACAAUUAAAACAAUUGCAAAUUCACAUGGGACACGGAUAUUAAAUGUACUACGAUAACAUUGUGAACAAAAAUGCAGUCAACGGUUGGCAUUCUCUUCAUUGCAAUAGCGGUAUCGACGUGUCGUGCAAAAGUUAAAAUUAUUCAAGACAACGGUAUUUCGAUCGAGUUCGACAAACCACUCACGAUUACGUGUACAAAUGACAUGAACUCUGAUGUUGAGUUUCGACUUGAACAACUUGUAGUUGCUUAUUGUUUUGGAACAUAUGGCUGCAAAAUUGAUGACGGAAGGUUUAACAUAAUGCAAAACACAACUGCGGGAAGGAACGAAUAUAUUUUGACAUCUACUGAUGCUAUUACGACUGAUCUUUGUGGCGUAUAUGAGUGUAUAGACCUGCUUUACCCAGCAAAGGAUUCAGCUCAAGUUUCGAUAAUAGGUUUUGACAAUAAAACAUAUAAUGCUACUGAGGAGAAAGAUACCAUUUAUCUUACUACAGCGUGUAUCUUUAAUGUCUCUCUAUCAGACAUGCAGAUAGUUUGGUACACUUACGACAAUACAACUUUAAAGCUCCUCGAUGAGACUAGAAUGGGAAAUUCAAUGGGACCUUUCAACAGCAAGUCAGUUUGUUCCGAUAAAUGUGGUACAUUAUCUGCUUAUAGAUUUACUUUUGGACUGAAUAUUACUGACCAAGAGCAGGGCUACACUAAUGCUUUCACAGUGACCAAAAUCUUCCAUCCAGAUUUUAUGAACAAACCUCUUACCUGGCGGUCUUCAGAAACAUUUCGUGUUAAAGAGAGCAGUCCAAAGACACCAACAUCUGGGGGAUUAAUGAUCGUCAUAGUACCGGUGUUAGUCUGGGUGACGGUAUUAAUUGGGCUCAUGAUAUAUGUUAUCAGAUCCGGGAAAAAAAGAAGCACCAACACCCCGACACUUGAAAACACAAACCCUUUGGUAAAUGUUUUCUUCUUACAUAUAGUAUAUUCAGUCUUGAAAUGUAAUUGCAACUCCUCAAAAACAAUAUAGAGGCCUCUUGACGAAAUGUAUUUGUAUUUUGUGAGGGAUAGUGUAUUAUCAAACGCGGUUUUAGUUAAAACAAUAUCUUUUCCGAUUGAUAACAUGGCCUCUAUGUGUCCAAUUAAGUGCGUUGAAGUGGCCAUUUAUUGACGUUUAAAAAUGUUUUGCUGUUAUAAUCGUUACAGAAGAAUCUUAAUACAAAACGUAAAACCAUAGUGUACAGACAAUGCACCAUUUUGAAUGGUGAGAACUACAGUCAAGGUGAUUGCGUUGUGGACCAACUGACUUUAAGACCUUAAAUAAACGUACAUGUUGUUUUACAACAUAUGUUCUGUGCAAAUAAUAAAAUGCUUAGUUAUAAUGUCACGUGUGGUAAUAGUUGAAUAGCCAUUUUGUUACCAUUAGCUUAAUGUUAGUUUAGCUCUACUUUUGAAAGAAUUAGGAGGGGUGUUUAACUAGUCGAUGUCGGCGUCUGCUUCCGGUACGGGUUUUUCAGCAAGUUAUGAUUUUUUUUUAUCUAAAAAUCGUU
Mya arenaria is the source of this 1650-nucleotide messenger RNA. RefSeq lists its product as uncharacterized. The coding region runs from base 180 to 1130 and encodes 316 amino acids. The transcript has 7 exons. The record is from RefSeq and is a predicted model, not a curated record. Lineage: Eukaryota; Metazoa; Mollusca; Bivalvia; Myida; Myidae.